GCGGGCGCAUGCGCAGGGGGGCGCGCCGCCUCUGCCCCUCGGCGAGGGUGUCUAUGGAGAGGCGGCGACCGCGGCUGCUGAAGGAGCGGAGGCUGAGGCCGCGGCGAUGGCGCCCUUCCCUGACGAGGUGGACGUCUUCACCGCGCCGCACUGGCGGAUGAAGCAGCUGGUGGGGCUCUACUGCGACAAGCAGCCAACGGAAAUCUUUCUUAGGAUGUCCUUGCUUUCUAAAACCAACUUUUCCAACAACAAUGAUUUCCAUGCUCUUCUGCAGUCUUUGUAUGCUACUUUCAAAGAGUUCAAAAUGCAUGAGCAGAUUGAAAAUGAAUACAUUAUUGGCCUACUUCAACAACGCAGCCAGACCAUUUAUAAUGUACAUUCUGACAAUAAACUCUCUGAGAUGCUUAGCCUCUUUGAAAAGGGAUUGAAGAAUGUUAAGAAUGAAUAUGAGCAGUUAAAUUAUGCAAAACAGCUGAAAGAGAGAUUGGAGGCUUUUACAAGGGAUUUUCUUCCACACAUGAAAGAGGAGGAAGAGGUUUUUCAACCCAUGUUAAUGGAAUAUUUUACCUAUGAAGAGCUUAAGGAUAUUAAGAAAAAAGUGAUUGCACAACACUGCUCUCAGAAGGACACUGCAGAACUCCUUAGAGGUCUUAGCCUGUGGAAUCAGGCUGAAGAACGACAGAAGUUUUUCAAAUAUUCUGUGGAUGAAAAAUCAGAUACUGACAAAAACUUAAAAGCAGUUUCUGCGAAAAACCAGGACUCUUCACUUGGGCCCGCAGACAGCUGACAGGGAAGGAAAAGUAGAACAAAGCUUGACCGUCAUUUUACAAGACCCAAGCGAAACCCUCGUCAACUCUGCCCAGGCAGGCCAGUCACAGAGCAGGUGAAUGUGCAAAAGCUGGUGAAGCAACACUUAUGAGCCCUGGGCAAAAUGACAUAUUAACCACUGAUCUGAAGGAGCAUCUGCCUGUGUAAAAUAAGAAACAGAAACAUUUACUGGGGGCUGGGGGGGAGGCUUGGGUGGUUGUGGAGUUUGGGGAUUGGAACGGGCUUGGUGCACACACAAAAAGGGAGCGGGAAGUUUAUCUCUGGAGUGAGAAGGAGAAGUCGAAGUUACUCUUGGAGAGAGAAGUUGUUUCUCUGGGUCUGGUACCAAGCUUGGAGAGUGUCAUGUUACUGACAGCUAAGCCCCAGGCUGGCAGCACCCAUGAGGGAACAGAUACGUUCAGCUUGCAGAGAUGCCAUCGGUAAUCACAGCACAGCUAACACAGGGCACUUACAUGUUCAGUGUUUUUUUUGUUUGUUUGUUUUUGUUUUUUGUCUUUUUCGUUUUUAUCGGUACCAGGGAUUGAACUCACGACUGCCUGCUUGCAAGGCAGGCGCUUAUGCCGCUGAGCUAAACCCCCAGCCCUUUUUCCUUUCUUUCUUAAAUUUAAAUUUGAAACAAUCCUUACAAAUUUCUGAAUUUGGAUUCAUAGCUUCCCAUCCUGCAUUUUAGCUAGGACUAGUUUGGGAUAACAGAUCUCUAAGCAACCUUUUUUUUUUAACAGUAAAGGGAUUGCAUCCGGGGUCUUUGCACCAGUUACAGUCCCAUCCCCUUUAACAUUUUUUAAAAUUUUGAGCCAGUCUUGCUAAGUGGCUGAAGUUAGGCUUGAACUCAUGAUCUUCCUGCCUCAGCCUGCCAGACUACUGGGAUUACAGGUGUGUGCCACUAUGUUGGCCCUAGGCAACCUUGUCUAAGGGUAAAAAUAGCAGAAAAAUAAAUUAGAUAAAGGGCCAUGUGCAGCACCAAGAGAAAUAAAAGAAAAAAAUAGCAGUCUUUGCGGUAUCGACACUUUGGGAUUUUAUUCAUUUAUGUUUGGUACCGGGUAUCAAACUCACAACCCUGUGCUUACAGGCAGGCACUUAUGCCCACUGAGCUAAAUCCCCAGCCAGUGGGGUUUUAUAUAAAAGGGAACAAAGACAAGGGGCAGACUUACACAUCUGGUCUGGGGGAAUCUGGUCACGUGGGGGUCUGGUUGGCUGGUGUUUCACGACUGAUUCUGCCAGUUUCCGGGAGAGCCAUCAUCUCUGGGGGACAGUCAGGGAUGAACACUGCCAUGCUUUAAAUGGGCAACAGGCAACACCUGCCCCUCUGUCCCCAAGGUGGCCCCUAAUUUUCUUAAUUCUCCCAAAAGAUUUCUUUUUUCUUUUUGUCUUUUUCCUUUUUAUCAGUACCGGGGAUUGAAUUCACGACUGCCUGCUUUCAAGGCAGGUGCUUAUGCCGCUGAGCUAAACCCCCAGCCCCUGAUUUCACCUUCUUUUUCUUUUUUUUUUUUUUUUUUUUUUUUUUUUUUUUUUUAGAGACAGGGUCUCACUAUAUUGCCCAGGCUGGAGUGCAGUGGCUAUUCACAGGCGCGAUCCCACUACUGAUCAGCACGGGAGUUUUGACCUGCUCCGUUUCCGACCUGGGCCGGUUCACCCCUCCUUAGGCAACCUGGUGGUCCCGCUCCAGGGAGGUCACCAUAUUGAUGCCGAACUUAGUGCGGACACCCGAUCGGCAUAGCGCACUGCAGCCCAGAACUCCUGGACUCAAGCGAUCCUCCCACCUCAGCCUCCCGAGUAGCUGGGACUACAGGCGUGCGCCACCACGCCCGGCAAUUUCACCUUCUUUAAAGAGGCAAGAGGCAAUGGUCUCUUAUCUUCUAUAAUUGCUUCAAGCUGAUACAUGGGUGCAGACCCUAUCUGCCCUAGUGGGUACAGGGAUCCCUGGCUGGCUGAUCUAAGUGAGACAAUGUCCAAGGUGCUGGCUCCUGAACAAGGAGGGCUCCAAUUUCUGGGAAACCUUUAGCUUUGCUUGAAAUUGUGGCAGCCUUGAGGAAACAAAUUUAACAAUUCAAAUAGAGACAGGCCCAAACUAAGAGCAGUAAAAUAGCAGUAAGAAGCCAAGUAAGGCUGAGUAGGGCAGCCAUGGUUACUGUCCGGAUGGUGCUUGGGGCUGCAUCCAGGUCUUACGGUGAAUAGCCAGGAGGGCUGCUCAUCAUCCUUCUUCUAUCUGUGUCAAGCUUCCCUGAGUUAUUCACACAGGAGCAACAGGUCUUGUUAAUGAUUGAUACUCCCCUGUCAGUGGCGAGGAGGUAAUCUAGAGCUAGUCUAUCAGGAAUAUUUGCAAGGGAAUCUUGGCACUCCUGGAAGGUUUUUAAAGCUUGCCCUGUAUUUUUAGGUAGUAAAAGGCCACAGUGAGAUUUCUUAGUUGCUUAAAGAUGUAUGAAGCCUACUCAAGGAGCAGUCAGGCCAAUAGCUGCUCCUAUCACAGCAGAGAUGAACCCAUAGCUCUCUUGACCAUCGUGGGUUUGGGGUGCCACAGCUUGCUCUGAGGUUGACAUUCCUUUCUCCAGUGACCAGGUCUGCAAAAAGCACAUUAGUUUUUCCUAAGAGGCUAGUGGCCUUGGAGUUGUACCUGGGCUCUGGUCCUACCUGUCAAGGCAAGCCACUGUCAGGUAGCCACAGGGCAGCAAGAAGCCUCAGGCUGCAGCUAAGCACACAUCUGUCUCUUUAGUCCUCCUGUUAUUAAAGAUCAUAUUAAAGGUCCUGAUUAUUAAAGAUCAUAAAAGCUAAAUGGUUAAAAAAAAAAAAAAAGCUAAAUGGUUCAGAGAGUCUGCGGGCCAGCAGUCACCUUCUGCAAUUCUCUGUGCACCUGGGGCUGAUAGGGACAUGAAAUGCAUAGCCAGGAACACUUGUCCCUCCUGGCUGCUGGGCCCUAGGCUGGUUUAUUUUCUUAUGACCUCCACUGAUCACCCCUAAAAUAGUGCAGGAUUUCUCCAGUCUCUCAGCUCACUUCUUUGACCUUGCCACAGUGAACAAGGUUAUGGCAGAUUCUCAUCCCCUUUGCCAUGCAUGUUGUCCUGGGAUCAUGGCAGUCUCUGCUUUGAGAUGUUCUCUGACCCCUCAACCCACAUGGCUGGGCAGUGUUUCCUGCUCAAAAAAUACAGCAGCCACAGAAUCUCCUUUCCAUCCUGCAGCACAGGGAUAAAAGUAUCUAAAUGUUGGCUGUUGCAGUCAGGGAUUGUGCACAGAACAAUUAGAAUCAGGACAUGGAGUUUAUAAUAAUGUUUUAUGAUGGUCACCCAGUGUUAACACAAGAAACUGCAGGAAAUCUAUCUACAACACCAGAGAUAUAGAAUAUUUAGUCAAGGGGCUAAAUCUCACAGCAAUGUCCCACAUGAGUCCAGAUGAAGACCCAGAGCUCAUGACAGUGCCUCCCAUGAGUCCAACUUGAGGUCUAGAGCCCACAAGAAGGACUCAUGCCAGGCUCUUUUAUGGAUCCGUGCUGGGAAGGCCCAAGGGUCAGCAGUGGAAGCCAGAAAGUACAUGCCAGCGGGGUGAAGGAGCUGUGCUGGUGGGAUGAGGAUUCUAUACUGGAGCCAAGAAGCCACACUCAUAACAAAGACCAGGGCUGUCCUGAAAAGCACUACAGUCAUUCUCAGCAACAUGGAGGCCCCGAGCUCCUCUGACGAUAAGCACAGUCAAAUACAUGCCAGGAAGCCAGCGUGAUGAGUUUAUCCUGGAGAUCAAGCAUUGUAUGUCUUCCUCUCUGGAGCCAGGAAGCAAUGCUCAAUGUGAAGUCCGGAGCUUCUCCAGGACAAUCGACGGCUCAAACAGUAACAUGUAGAGAACCCACAAUGUCUCCACACCUCAACACAUAGCUUCUCCUUCUCUACCUCUCUAUUUAUGCUAGCAACUUUCCUCAGGUGGGACAUCUACACUCAGUACCAUGCUGGUGUAAUCUAGCUGGCAUUAAGAUGACUACCAGUUUUUAAUCCAUAACAAUGGCACAGGUCAGGUCAAAGGUUAGCACAAUCCUGUUUUGUGUUUUUGUUUUUUUGGUGCCAGCAACCUUUAUUGGUUGCAAGGUCAAUGAAAGGGAAUUCAACAUCCAGCUCCAGGGCUGCAUCCACGGACCUGUCCAAGGGCACACUCCCAAUCCUUUUUAAAAUAGCACCAGGUGGAGGUGAGGAAAGGCUACAUAAACCCAGUGGGUUUUCCUUAAUCCUUAUCCUAUAUAGAGCAAUAAAAGCCUGCAUAUAAGGAACCUUGCCCCACUGGCCUUUCCUCUUGUAGACAAAUCUAGCUGUAAAAUUGUGCUGUAACAGAGGGGCCCAUUUUUUGGCCAUCUCUCCUAGCUCCUUAGGUGAUACCAAGGCCAGACUAUAUUACGAAAGAAAAUCACUUUCUUCCUUGUUAAAUUUAUUCCAGUUUAUCAAAAGGCAUCCUAAUGGUGAGUCCUUUAGAAUGUUCCCUGUGGCCCUCAUAUUAUGGUAGGAUUUUUGUUAGGUGGAAGUAUCUUGCAUCAAACUAAGCAAAAAUAACCUAGACUCACUUGGCCUGUUAUGUCCCUUUGACCAGAAGAUGAAACAAGAAGCUAUGGCAGCCAAGUCUCAAAGGGAAAAGUCCCCCUUUUUCCUUGAAUAAAACAAUUGAGGUGACCCACCAGGGUGACUUAGAUCUCCAAAAUCUGUUUGACAAGUUAGGAGUUUAUGGAGGGUGCAGGGUUCCCAGUGAGUCUAGAAAGGAUAAUGAUUUAACAGCAGAUCAAAUCAGAAAAGCAAUUGGCACAGCAAGGCGGUCAGCCGAAGGGGCUGGGGUUGGUUGGGUUGGAGCUGAACAAAGGGCUGAGGAAAGAAGUUCCCAAGCCAUUGGUGCCAUUGGCCUCCUAAGGGUGAUGGGUGUGUGUGAACAGGGUUUGCCACUCCAAUCACUUGGGCUGCCAGGCUGAGAAACCAGGUCCCCAAACUGAGUAAAACAGUGGGAAUUAUCUUUGGUAGAUUUUGAGUGAAAAAGAAAAGGAUUACUAGGUUUUCACCAGUCCUGAGGAUCUAUGUUCCCCAGACAGUGGCAGAGAACACAACCCAAAGGACCCCAGAGUUACAAAUUACAAGAAGGUGAGAAACAGAGGAGUUGCUAGCAGCACAGAACAGACUAGAGAGCAGCAGGAGGGUGCCUAAGAAAUUCAGAACCCCUGUUCAAUGAAAGAAGUGUCUCCAAGGCUUUUAGGAAAGGAACCAGUGCUACUCCAAACCAGUGACCAGACAAGCCAUCAACUAACCAGGACAAUCCUGGGCCCCUGUUCCUAAUUGGUAAAAGUCUCAAUCAGGUUCCCCCCAAAACUUUUAUGGCCAAACCAGCAGAGGUUAGGGGACUAAAAAAAGUGGGUUACUAAUACCCAUAGGGUUGGUUUGGAGUAAAUCAGUUUUUUUUUUUUUUUUUAUCGGUACUGGGGAUCGAACUCACGCUCACGACCGCACACUUGCAAGGCAGGCACUUAUGUCACUGAGCUAAACCCCCAGCCCCCAUGGGGUAAAUCAGAUCUAGUUAUUAUUGCUGUACACUAGCAAAAAGAGCUUUGUUAUAUUUGUAUUAUACCAAAAUACCUGUAAUGUGGCCGUACUGUUCUCUAUGUGUCACUGGGCCCAGAAUAAAAUAAAUCAGUGCUGCUUUUUUAAAA
Molecule: messenger RNA, 6484 nt
Organism: Cavia porcellus (domestic guinea pig)
Lineage: Eukaryota; Metazoa; Chordata; Mammalia; Rodentia; Caviidae
Product: F-box/LRR-repeat protein 5-like
Exons: 6
Coding region: 107-787 (226 amino acids)
Biological process (GO): intracellular iron ion homeostasis
Source: RefSeq, a predicted model, not a curated record